GCACAUUAUUAUGGUAAACAAGUUACCUAAAACCACCAAUGAUCUUUGAAUCCCACUUUAACAAAUUUGCCUAUAAAAAGCAACCGCCACUUACAUCUUCUUUCACCCUUAAAUCAUCAUCUCUACAUCAAAGUACACAAACCGAAUUAAACCAAACUAAACCGGUCUGAUCAUUGUUCUCUGUCCCUCUCUGCUAGCUCUGUCUCCAUCUCCGUUUUUCGCAGAAUCAAUAAACCAAAAAAAAAUGGCGACCAAGAACGAGAAGAAGAUGACCAAGAGUUACUUUGAUGUUCUUGGAAUCUGCUGUACAUCUGAGGUUCCUCUGAUUGAGAAUAUUCUCAAUUCUCUCGACGGUGUCAAGGAAUAUUCCGUCAUCGUGCCGUCAAGAACCGUCAUCGUCGUCCAUGAUAGCCUUAUCAUCUCCCAGUUCAACAUUGUAAAGGCACUUAACCAAGCGAGGUUAGAAGCAAAUGUGAGGGUAACCGGAGAAACCAAUUUUAAAAAUAAAUGGCCAAGUCCAUUCGCGGUGGUUUCCGGCGUACUUCUCCUCCUUUCAUUCUUCAAAUAUGUUUACUCUCCGUUCCGUUGGCUUGCCGUCGCAGCCGUCGUCGCCGGAAUAUAUCCAAUACUAGCUAAAUCUGUAGCAUCCAUUGCAAGGGCUAGAAUCGACAUCAACAUUCUUGUUGUAAUAACCGUGGGAGCAACACUCGGUAUGAGAGAUUACACAGAAGCUGCAGCAGUUGUCUUCUUAUUCACAAUCGCUGAAUGGCUCCAAUCUAGGGCUAGCUAUAAGGCAAGUGCAGUGAUGCAGUCGCUGAUGAGUUUAGCUCCACAGAAGGCAGUGAUAGCAGAGACUGGAGAAGAAGUUGAAGUUGAUGAGCUCAAAAUCAACACUGUUAUAGCUGUCAAAGCUGGUGAAACCAUAUCUAUUGAUGGAGUUGUUGUGGAUGGAAACUGUGAGGUUGAUGAGAAAACCUUGACAGGAGAAGCAUUCCCUGUGCCUAAGCUGAGGGAUUCAACUGUUUGGGCUGGAACCAUCAAUCUAAAUGGUUACAUAACUGUGAAAACUACUGCUCUAGCUGAGGAUUGUGUGGUUGCUAAGAUGGCUAAGCUAGUGGAAGAAGCUCAGAACAGCAAAACAGAAACUCAGAGAUUUAUAGAUGAAUGUUCUAAGUACUAUACUCCAGCGAUCAUCCUCAUAUCGCUCUGUUUUGUGGUUAUCCCAUUCGCAUUAAAGGUUCACAACAUGAAACAUUGGCUGCACUUGGCCCUAGUUGUGCUAGUAAGUGCUUGUCCUUGUGGCCUUAUUCUCUCAACACCGGUAGCUACUUUCUGUGCGCUCACUAAAGCAGCCACAUCAGGACUUUUGAUCAAAGGAGCUGAUUAUCUUGAGACCUUAGCCAAGAUUAAAACCGUUGCUUUUGACAAAACUGGGACCAUCACUAGAGGCGAGUUCAUCGUCAUGGAUUUCAAGUCACUCUCCAGAGAUAUAAGCCUGCACAGCUUGCUUUACUGGGUAUCAAGCGUGGAGAGCAAGUCAAGCCAUCCAAUGGCUGCUGCACUUGUGGACUAUGCAAAAUCUAUUUCUGUUGAACCUAAGCCUGAAGCUGUUGAAGACUACCAAAACUUUCCAGGAGAAGGCAUUCACGGCAAGAUAGGUGGCAAAGAAGUAUACAUUGGGAACAAAAGGAUUGCUUCCAGAGCUGGGUGUUCAUCAGUUCCAGAUAUAGAUGUUGAUACUAAAGGAGGAAAGACUGUUGGAUACGUCUAUCUUGGAGAGACACUAGCCGGAGUUUUCAACCUCUCGGAUGCUUGUAGAUCAGGUGUAGCUCAAGCGAUGAAAGAACUCAAAUCUAUGGGAAUCAAAACUGCAAUGUUAACCGGAGAUAACCAAGCUUCAGCAAUGCAUGCUCAAGAACAGCUAGGAAACGUUAUGGACGUUGUUCAUGCGGAGCUUCUCCCUGAAGGCAAGUCCCAAAUCAUCAAAGAGUUUAAGAGAGAAGGUCCAACGGCUAUGGUGGGAGACGGUUUGAAUGAUGCGCCUGCUUUGGCUACAGCUGAUAUUGGCAUCUCGAUGGGCGUGUCCGGCUCUGCGCUUGCUACAGAGACCGGUCAUAUAAUCUUGAUGUCUAAUGACAUAAGGAGGAUACCGCAAGCGAUAAGGCUUGCACGUAGGGGUAAAAGGAAAGUGGUGGAGAAUGUGGUUUUGUCUAUUACUAUGAAAGGAGCGAUUCUUGCUUUGGCCUUUGCUGGUCACCCUUUGAUUUGGGCGGCUGUGCUUGCGGAUGUGGGGACUUGUUUGCUUGUGAUCCUUAAUAGCAUGUUGUUGCUUCGGGAUGUGCACGUUCCUGGAGGGAAAUGUCAUAGGGCGGAGAAAGGUGCAUGUGAUGUUGUUGGAGACAUGGAAGCUGGUUUGUUACCGAAGCAUUGCAAGUCAGGCUGUUGUGGGAAGAAGAAUCAACAGGAAGUGAUGAAACUAGAUAAAACAAGUGAGGGACAUGGUCACUCUGGUUGCUGUGACAAGAAACGGGAAGAUAAGGUGAUGAUUGUGAGAAAGAGAUGUGAAUCAAGGUGUUGUGGCGACAAGAUUCAGCAACGAGACCAAGACGAGGUGAAACAAAGCUGUCACAACAAGGCUGGUGACACGGAGGAGAUAAGGUUGGACAUCUCGGUGAAAGGUUGUUGCUCAAGGCCUGUUGCUGAUCCCGUGGUAGCUAGCGAUGGGCAUCGUGAGUCGAGCUGCUGUGAAAGUUCAAGGAAAGGUAAUAACGAAGAGGCAUGUUGUGAGGUGGAAACGAAUGAGUCUAACUGUAGCAGCAGAGAGAAGCACCAUAGUCACUGUCACAGUCACCACCAUGAGUGAAAGAGAUUGUGAUUGAACAGCUCUAGCUUCUCGCUCACAUUUGCAAGCUUUUCGUAUUGCAAAUCAUCAGCAAGAAUGAUUGUAUUAUUGAUAGAGUAACCAACAAGAAAAAUGUGGAUGAAUCCUUUUCGCUUACCUUAUCAAAAUCUUCUUCUGUUUUUUUUUUUUUUGAUAAGUAAAAAAUAGUCUUUUGUUA
Messenger RNA from Brassica rapa (field mustard), 3059 nucleotides. Its product is annotated as cadmium/zinc-transporting ATPase HMA2. The record is from RefSeq and is a predicted model, not a curated record. Lineage: Eukaryota; Viridiplantae; Streptophyta; Magnoliopsida; Brassicales; Brassicaceae. Gene Ontology annotation, biological process: monoatomic cation transport; transmembrane transport. Gene Ontology annotation, cellular component: membrane. Gene Ontology annotation, molecular function: metal ion binding; ATPase-coupled monoatomic cation transmembrane transporter activity; ATP hydrolysis activity.